Messenger RNA from Mus musculus (house mouse), 4973 nucleotides. RefSeq names its product RalBP1 associated Eps domain containing protein (gene Reps1). The coding region runs from base 2564 to 4777 and encodes 737 amino acids. Gene Ontology annotation, molecular function: calcium ion binding; SH3 domain binding. NCBI's taxonomy places the organism in Eukaryota, Metazoa, Chordata, Mammalia, Rodentia, Muridae. The transcript is spliced from 19 exons. Gene Ontology annotation, cellular component: clathrin-coated pit; plasma membrane; cytosol. The record is from RefSeq and is a predicted model, not a curated record.
GGUGCUUAUUAGUUUUUCUGAUAUUAUAGUGGCCUUUGUGACUUUGAAGUGUCAUGACAUUAUUAAUAUGUGAAAAUAUUAGAAAAACAUAUCUAUAUAUCUGUUAUGCUGAAGAAUAUGCUUAACCUACCAAUGUAUGUCAUGCUUUUUAAAUUUUAGUUUUAGUUUUAUGUAUUUUAUUGUAUGAAUGUUUGGACUCCAUGUAUGUCCAUGCACUAUGACUGUGCCUGGUGCCUAUGGCAAUCUGAAGAGGGCAUUGGAGCUUCUGGAACUAGAGUCAAGGUCAAUUGUGAGCCACCAUGUAGGUGCUGUGAAUCAAUCUAGGGUCCUCUGAAAAAGCAGCAAGUGUCCAAACUGUAUUCCAGCCUCUUCCAUUUUCUAGCCUCCUCAGUGAUCCGUAUUUGAUGGCAGUAGUAAAACAACUGUUCACUAAAUAAUAUCCUCCAUAUAUAGCUUCUUUAUUAUUUUAUACUUUGUGUGUGUGUGUGAAUAUAGGGCCUUACCCAUGCAAGUCAAGUGUUUUCUGUAACCCCACUCUUCGUUUGUUUUGAGACAGUGUCUCACCAAGUUGCCCAGGCUGACCUUGAACUCAUUCUGUAGCCUAGGCUGGCCUUUAGUUUGCUGCUCUUCUGUCUCAGCAUCCCAAGCGGGUGGCAUUAUAGGACUGAGCCACGCAGCCUCUUUUCUUAUUUUAUAUCUGCUGUUUAAGAAAUAUAAAUGUUUUGUUUAAGAAAACUCCACUUUAAUUCAGAAAACAUUAACAAAACUCUGGUUAGAGAGUUGGCAAGAAGGCUUAUUAGCCAGUAAAAGUGUUGAUAACUGGUAGUAGAAAUAUUUAAAACCUAGGUUGGGGUUUCUAGCCCACCUUUUGUUAUUGAGUUCCCAGAUGAAAGACACACAGCCUUUGUAUUUACAGUAAGUCCUAAACAGCACAAUAGCUGGGCAGCUGCCUGCUGUCCUCCAUGCUGUUAGAAUCUUUCCUUGUUACUAUUCACUGUUUUGUAUCGGGGCUGCUCUUAAUUCCAAUUGGGCAGCCCUCAGGACCUCACUCUCUUGACCCUUAACCCAUGGCAGCUUCUUCCUCCUCUACUGCACCUUCUUCCUCAUGAUCCUCCUCUCUCCCCAAACCCAUGAAACCUAAACCUCUCCUUUGAUCCUUCUGCCCAGCUAUUGGCUGUUAGCAUCUUUAUUCACCAAUCAGAAUUAACUUGGGGGCAGGGUCAUAGGGGCUAUGUGCAGACUCCUGGUCUUGGGGGCCUGCACUUAGCAUUACAAUAGAGAGUAAAAGACAAAACCUCCACAACCUGUUUGAAACCCUUGGACCUAUGUGGUAGAAGGAAGGAACAGACUCCUGAAGUGCCCUUUGACCUUUCCAUGUGCACUGUUGUGUUCAAGUAUGUGUAGACACACAUGGGUGGGGGAGAGAAUAAGUGUGUAUGUCUAUGUGUAAGUGUGUAUGUAUAGACACAAAUGGUAGGGGCCGGGAGAAUGAAUAUGUGAGUGUCUUAAAAACAGAACAAAACCAGUCAGUUUCUGAUUAAGAGAGAUAUUAAUGCAGUAUUAGCAGACUAAAACUUCAUUGCCCACCUUACAAUGUUUGCCUUAAAUAAUUCACCUUUUUCUGUUAUUAGAGACUUGCUGAUGUCAAGGAAAACAAACAUUGUAAAAAGAGAGAUGCCUAAGUGUAGUUUUAUACUUUCCAUGGAGAAGGGGAAAAGAGAAAGUAUGACUAUUCAGAUACUUUAGUCAGUCUUGCUGUGUAGGGUAGGCUGGCCUCAAACUCGGGCCCUGGAACUCCUGUAUGCUGAUGUUAAAGGUGUUUACUAACAGGCCUGACAAAUGGAUAUAGUUUAAAAUAUUAGCUUAGCUUCCUGUCACCUGGAAGUUUUCACCAUGGUCCUCAGGCUUAUUCUGCUAUGUUCUUGUAUUGAAAGCAUAAAUUCUUUUCAGAGAACUUUGGGUUCUUCACAUACACACUAGUUAUGCUUAACAGUCCUAGUCCUUCCGAUGAGACUGUAGAGAAGCAGAGAGCCAUGCCUGAGAAACGGAUGUCUUUACUCCUAACAUGCAGGCGGAGGCAGACAGAGUUCUGUGAGUUUAAGACAAGCCUGGUCUGGCAAGUUCCAGGCUAGCCAAGACUACUUAGUGAACUGAAAUGAAAGUGAAAUGAAACGAGCUGGGGUGAAGGUAAUUAUGUUGGCCAAAAGUAUACUUUGCUCUGAAAAUGAUUCUGUAGUUGUAUUGUUCUAGAGGAGUAUGGUUAGCCUUUAGACACAGCAUCGGUUUUUUAUCCUUUAUUCAAAAUUUAUUGGCAGCAAGAGAGUGAUGAGCCAGACUGAAAUGGGUAGUAGAAUGCUGUGUGCUCAGCUGGGCAUGGUGGUGGGCACCCAAGGAAUUUUAAUCUGCAUUAUGCUAGUCUCAAAGUUAGGAGCCUCAGCUAUCCUUCAGUCAGGUCUAUGAAUCUUACUAAAAACACCUAGUACAAGCAGCCUGCGUUCAGACUCUUCUGCUCUAGCCAUCUCCAACUCUAGGUUCUUUGUAAGUAGGAACUUAGCAGGACUUGAUGCCGUUCUCCACUCGUGCACACGCUGCUCACACAGAGACAUUGUACAUAGCUCCCGUGUGCCACCCCUCAAAAAACAGCCUUGUUUUAUCAUGUCUUCAAGUAAAGGAUCUCCCUCUCCCACGAUUUGUUGCUUCAAAGAAUGAACAGGAAUCUCGCCUUGCAGCCUCCUAUUCUUCAGAUUCUGAAAACCAGGGCUCUUACUCGGGUGUGAUCCCCCCUCCUCCCGGCAGAGGCCAAGUCAAGAAGGGGCCUGGAAGCCAUGACGCGGUUCAGCCUCGUCCGUCUGCAGAGCAGCAGGAACCUGUGUCUCCAGUAGUUUCACCCCAGCAGUCCCCACCAACUUCUCCCCACACAUGGAGGAAGCACAGCCGCCAUCCCAGUGGGGGGAAUAGUGAGAGACCUCUUACAGGACCGGGGCCAUUCUGGUCUCCUUUUGGUGAUGCACAAGCAGGCUCCUCUGCUGGUGAUGCGGUGUGGUCUGGACAGUCCCCGCCUCCACCUCAAGACAACUGGGUCAGUUUUGCAGAUACUCCACCAACCAGUGCUCUUUUAACCAUGCAUCCUGCUUCUGUCCAGGACCAGACGACAGUACGGACUGUAGCCUCAGCUGCAACUGCCAAUGAGAUCCGUAGGCAAUCCAGUAGUUAUGAGGAUCCCUGGAAGAUAACAGAUGAGCAGAGACAGUAUUAUGUAAAUCAGUUUAAGACCAUUCAGCCUGACCUAAACGGAUUUAUCCCAGGAUCUGCAGCUAAAGAGUUUUUUACAAAAUCAAAACUUCCUAUUCUUGAACUUUCUCAUAUCUGGGAACUCUCAGACUUUGAUAAAGAUGGCGCAUUGACACUGGAUGAGUUUUGUGCUGCUUUUCAUCUGGUAGUUGCUAGAAAAAAUGGCUAUGACCUACCAGAGAAACUCCCUGAAAGCCUGAUGCCCAAGCUGAUAGACUUGGAAGAUUCGGCAGAUGUGGGGGAGCAGCCAGGUGAGGUAGGUUACUCAGGCUCUCCUGCAGAAGCACCUCCAAGCAAGUCACCGUCGAUGCCGUCCCUGAACCAGACAUGGCCAGAGCUGAAUCAGAGCAGUGAGCAGUGGGAGACAUUUAGUGAACGCUCUUCAAGCUCACAAACUCUGACCCAAUUUGAUUCUAACAUUGCACCAGCUGAUCCUGAUACCGCUAUUGUGCAUCCAGUCCCCAUCCGCAUGACUCCAAGCAAAAUCCACAUGCAGGAAAUGGAGCUGAAGAGAACAAGCAGCGAUCACACUAAUCCCACCAGCCCGUUGCUUGUGAAACCAUCUGACCUUUCAGAAGAAAAUAAAAUCAAUUCAUCAGUAAAAUUUCCUUCUGGAAAUACCGUAGAUGGGUACAGUAGCUCAGACUCUUUCCCCUCUGACCCGGAGCAGAUUGGGAGCAGUGUAACUCGUCAAAGGUCUCAUUCAGGAACGUCACCUGAUAACACUGCGCCACCACCUCCCCCUCCCAGGCCACAGCCUUCUCAUUCUAGAUCAUCAUCUUUAGAUAUGAAUCGGACCUUUGCAGUUACCACAGGACAACAACAGGCUGGAGUUGUUGCCCAUCCUCCUGCAGUGCCUCCAAGACCUCAGCCCUCACAGGCACCCGGUCCUUCUGUCCAUCGCCCAGUGGAUGCAGAUGGUCUAAUAACUCACACUAGUACCUCACCUCAGCAGAUACCAGAACAACCAAAUUUUGCAGAUUUCAGCCAAUUUGAAGUAUUUGCUGCAUCAAAUGUCUCCGAAGAACAAGACAGUGAAGCUGAGAAACAUCCUGAGGUCUUGCCAGCUGAGAAAGCUUCUGACCCCUCAAGCUCUCUUCGGGCUGCCCAAGCGGACAGUAAAGCUGAAGAAAAGACAGCUACUAAUGUUCCUGCCAAUGUGAGCAAAGGCACAACACCUCUGGCUCCACCACCAAAACCUGUUAGAAGAAGAUUAAAGUCAGAAGAUGAGUUACGGCCAGAUGUGGAUGAGCAUACGCAGAAGACAGGCGUCCUAGCUGCUGUUCUAACAUCACAGCCUUCUAUUCCCAGAUCUGUGGGGAAAGAUAAAAAGGCUAUCCAGGCAUCCAUUAGACGAAAUAAGGAAACCAACACGGUUCUGGCCAGGCUGAACAGUGAAUUGCAACAGCAAUUAAAGGAUGUUCUGGAGGAGAGAAUCUCCCUGGAAGUUCAACUGGAGCAGCUCCGACCGUUUUCUCACCUCUGAGCCAUCGCCGUGAACUGUGAACGUGCCCAUUCUUAAGCAGUUCAGGGUUAGAGCCUAUUUGGAAACCCAGACAUUCAGCUCACUGCUUAACUGAACAUAAAUUUUAUGAUUUGUUUUACCCUAUAUGUUCACCAUUGUAUUUAAGUAUCUUUUAUUUUUUAAUUUCAAUAAAAGGGUCAGGAGGACUUUCUCUGGA